AUGGCUGCCACGGGCGCCCUGCGCCCCGCCAGGGGGACCGCGGCUGCGGAGGCCACGGAGGAGGCCGCGACGGCACCCGCGGAGCCUGCGCUGCGGGCUGGCGCGCUGCUGCUGUUCGGCUCCGCGGUGCCAGGCCCCUUCCGGGAGGCGAUGGCGGCGUUGGCGGCGGCGGGGCCGCCCGGCUUCCGCGCCCUGCACGUGCUGGGCGCCCGCGACGCGGUGAACCCGCCUGAGGGCGCCCGCGAGGUCGCGGAGGCGCUGGGGGGGUGCGUGCUGGAGCACCCAGGAGGUCACGAUUUGCCCAGCGACCCAUCGAGCGUGCUGGCCUACGCCGAGUUCCUGGCCGGGGAGGCGAGCGCGGGGGACGCGACGCCGGGCCAGGCUUCGAGGACGUCGCCUGAGGAGGUCGCGGCAGGACACAGCUGA
Prorocentrum cordatum is the source of this 426-nucleotide messenger RNA. The record is from the annotation of a GenBank genome assembly. Lineage: Eukaryota; Dinophyceae; Prorocentrales; Prorocentraceae.